Molecule: messenger RNA, 1389 nt
Organism: Acytostelium subglobosum LB1
Lineage: Eukaryota; Evosea; Eumycetozoa; Acytosteliales; Acytosteliaceae
Exons: 1
Coding region: 1-1389 (462 amino acids)
Biological process (GO): regulation of transcription by RNA polymerase II
Cellular component (GO): RNA polymerase II transcription regulator complex
Molecular function (GO): RNA polymerase II cis-regulatory region sequence-specific DNA binding; DNA-binding transcription factor activity, RNA polymerase II-specific
Source: RefSeq, a predicted model, not a curated record
AUGACAAUGAACAACAACAACUGUAAUAUCUUCAACUACACCAACAACACUAAUGUUGUUUACAACUUUGAUGGCGGUGGUGAUUCAUCCAACAACCCAAACAAUAUUCUCCAAAAUAACAACAUCAACAACAACAUCUACAACAACAACUAUAAUAGUAUAUUCAACUUCCAUGCCUUUAAUGAACAACUUCAACUACCAUGGACCAAUAUUGAGAAUGAACUGACCCAGGCCUUGACCCAAGAGGGCUUGAUUGCCCAUCCAGACCUAAGCCAGAUUGAACAAUCUCAUAAUUCCAAUUCCCUGUACUACCAGCAGAAUCCACAGAAUAUCCAGAAUACCCAGACUCCUCAGCAGCAACAACAGCAGCAUACGAUGAUCCUCCAUAAGCCUACCAAUGAUUGCACUCCACUUGUUCAAGUGAACUUGUGCAACAACCAGAUCCCCAACUCCCAUUCAUUUUUCCAGUACAAUCUUUCCUCCGCCAACUCCUCCAUCGACUAUACACUGUUCCAUGGAUAUAACGAUAAUCCCCCAUCACCAACACACUCAUCCUCCAGCGAAUAUCUUUCCGACAUAUCCUCACCGAUUCAAUCAUUAUCAUCUACAUUCACAGACGAUCAAAUGUAUUCGUCACCUCGAACUCCUCAAUCCCCCAAUAUAACAUCCACAACAUCAACUACAUCAACGACAUCAACAACAUCAACAUCUACGACAACAUCAACAAAAUCAAAAGUUCCAAAGACCAAGUCUCCCAAUGCCAAGGAACCAAAGCCUGAAAAGAAGAAGGAUGAUAAGUCAUUCAGAAGCAGUCGAUCAAUCAGGAAUCUGGCAGAGGUGAUCCUGGCAGAGUACAGGAAUAUGCCCGUGGGCCAGAGGAUUGACAUGUCCACACUGAGCACCCGUAUCCAAGUGUCCAAACGUCGUUUCUACGAGAUCAUGAACGUUAUGGAGUGCAUUGGAAUGGUGCGCAAAGAACUCCGUGAUCACUACCACUGGCUUGGUUUCCAAAAUGUGUCCGCGGCAGUCAAGUCCAUCCAUAUCCUAUCCAAAUCCAACAUCUCCAUCAACUCCAGUAACACUACUACCAACUCCAACAACUCCAACAACAACAACAAUACCAAGUUGACAUCGAUAGGCCUGCUCUGUCAUCAAUUUAUCAGCAUGUUUGCCAACAGUCCAACGUUGAGUCUUGUCGAUAUCCGCCGAGAAUAUAAACUGGACGCCAUGCCAGCUCGUUGCAAACGUCUGUAUGACAUUGCCAACGUGCUCGAGUGCAUUGGUAUCAUUGCCAAGUCCGAAAGAUUGGGUUCCAAACAAAUGUACAUCUGGAACUGGAAGUCUGACUCCAUCAUCACAACCGAUAACAACAAUCUACGAACUGAAUAA